This is a messenger RNA of Candida tropicalis MYA-3404, 2766 nucleotides long. Its product is annotated as tetratricopeptide repeat-containing protein. The transcript has a single exon. Lineage: Eukaryota; Fungi; Ascomycota; Pichiomycetes; Serinales; Debaryomycetaceae. The record is from RefSeq and is a predicted model, not a curated record. Gene Ontology annotation, molecular function: protein binding. The coding region runs from base 1 to 2766 and encodes 921 amino acids.
AUGGAAAUAGUCAAGAAACAAUUAAGUCAGUUGUUGUUGUUAGUCCCACCUGAGACUUUUCCAAGUAAUUCAACCAACCGUAUUGAAUUAUCGAUUGCUAGAAUUUUAGAAGGAAAAUCCGAUUUUCUUUUAGCAGUCAGUGAUUUCAAAGAAGUUUCUAAUUUACCUGAAUUAAAAACCAUAUGGAGCAAAUAUCCAGAAUCUAGUUUGAUUGAAGUAUUAGUCGAAUAUGUUGAUAAAUUAGUUCAAUUACAAAAUAAGUUUUUCGGGGAUGAAGGGGUUAUUUGUUCCCAGCUUUUGGGUGUUGCAUGUUUGCAAUUAUUUAUUCAAGCUAAUUUCACGGGUCCACAAGUAUCGACUACUGCACAUUCUUUGUUUUUCCCAAAUUUUGAUUCAUCAAGAUUACAAGCAGAUGCUGUUAACUUAUUAAAUAUUGAAGGUCAACAAGCAUAUGAUUUGAUGCAAGAACCAUUAUAUUUGGUCUUCGCAGAAUUGAUUUUUGAAAGGUUAUCAGAUAUACCAUUUCAACUCUCAUUAUUUAACAAAGACGUCGCAAAGAAUAGCAAUGAAGUAUUGGAAUUUACAUCCAAUGGUUCCAGAGUAAUUGAUCCACUUAAAGCUUCACUUAAUUGGUGGAGAGUUAGAGCAUUACAAGUUCAUUCGUCUGUUGUUUCCGAACCCCCAAGUAUUAUACUGUCUGUUUGUGGGUUAUUACUUAACAAUUCGUUGAUUACUGUUCUUGCGUCUUUAGAUUCAGCCGAAUUAGAAAGAUUACUACAAAUUCAAUACUUGUUAGAAGUAGCAAGAAUUCAUAUUCAUUCAUCAACAGAACAUGCUGCAGUUCUGCCAUUAACAAAAGCCAAGACUAUUUCCCAAUUGCAAGUAUUAUUAUCGGGGGCCAAGGCAAAGAGAACAAAGUUUCAACAAUUCUUCACUUCCAAUUUGAUUGUAUUGGCUAAAAGUAAUAUCUCCACCAUUUAUGAUGUGGAUACGGCCACUCCAGAAAGUUUCGCAUUGGAAUCUGAUUUGCUUUUAGAAAAACCACAGUAUGAAUCUUUAGAAGAUCUUGAUAUUGAUAUUGAACAAGACACCAAAAGAGUAAAAGUUGAUUCAUUGUUGUUGGAUAAUGAAGAUCAAGAUGCAAAAUUACUUCCAAUUGCUAUGAGGCAAGAUGAUAUUCCAGCCGAAUUAAGAGAACUUGAUCCAAAUGACCAACCAACUUUGAAUAAUCUUGAUAACUUGCAAUUAUUAUUGAGGUUGACUGUCUUGAAACAAACUUCUCCAGCAAAUGAUCCAUUAGUGGAAGAAGAAUUGAUGGCGUUAGUUGGUAGAGUGUUGUAUGCCACUGCAGGCAAGGUGAACUGGACAAUUUUCUCACGUGCUCUUUGGGAAAGAUCUAUCUUGGAAACAGGCAAAUCUCGUACUAUUGAGAGAGGUAUUUUACAAAUGACUUCUUUAAUUGAAGAAAUGGGUAUCAAGAUUAAAACUAGAAUUAUUCCAGAAACUCAAAAAGAAGAUCCAAAUGCUGUUACUGCCCUGAGAUUAAGAUUUAUUCAUCAAUUACCAUUAUUACCACAAUGGGCAAUGGAUGCAAAAUUGGCGGAAAAAUACAUGUCCUUGGGUGUUUUAAAAUCUGCCAUUGAAAUUUAUGAAAGAUUACAAAUGCAUUGUGAAGCUGCAUUAUGUUAUGCAACAGUGGAUAACGAAGCUGAAGCAGAAAGGAUUUUACUUAAUCGUUUGGAAACUCAUCCUGAUGAUGCCAGAGCUAUUUCAAUUCUUGGAGACAUUAGACAAGAUCCAUCAUUAUGGGAAAAAGCAUGGGAAGUUGGUCAUUAUGCCAAAGCUAAGGCAUCAUUGUCUCGAUUCUACUAUAACCAAAAGAAUAUUGAAUUGGCUAUCAAGCAUAUGUUUGAGUGCCUCACUGUUAACCCAUUAAGUUACGAAAACUGGUAUUUCUAUGGUUGUUGUGGUCUUGAGUCUCAGCAAUUUGAAUUGGCGUCUGAAGCUUUCACGAGAUGUGUAUCUCUUGACGAAACCAAUUCUUAUGCUUGGUCAAAUUUAGCAAGUGCUUUAUUAAAAUUAGAUAAAACUAAACCAGCAUUUAACGCUUUAAAGAAAGCGAUUAGAUGUGGUGGUGAGAAUAGAAAAUCCUGGAGAAUUUACGAGAACUACAUGCUUGUUGCUAUUAAGCUUAAUGAAUGGAAUGAUGUAUUAUUAGCUUGUCGAGAAUUGAUUGACAUUAAAAAGGAUCAAGGCGAUGGUGCAAUUGAUAUUCCUGUUUUGGAGAAAUUAGUUGAAAUUCUUGUAUCUGAGCAAUACCCAACUGAAGACAACGGUAGAUUGACUCAUUUCCAAACUGGAUGUAUCGAUUUAGUAUGUAAGAUUUUGCCAAAAGUCAUAACUUCAUCUGCACGUUGUUGGAGAAUAGUUGCAAGAGUUGAAUUAUGGAGAAAGAGACCAUGGGCUGCUUUAGAAUGUCAUGAAAAGGCUUAUAGAGUUAUGGUCCAUAAUCCUGAGUUAGAAUCUAGUGAACCAAUUUGGAAUGAAGUCGUUGACGCCUGUGAAGAUCUUGUUAGUGCAUAUGAAUCACUUGGUGAAUUACCAGGUAAACACGGAGCUGGCGAUUUAGUUUGUAAAGAUUGGAAGUAUAAAGCUAGAACUACAGUUCGAUCAUUAAUGUCAAAGGGUAAAGAUAUGUGGGAAGAUUCACCGGGUUGGGAAAGAUUGCAAACUAUGAAAAGCGACCUAUCUAAUUCUAGAGAUUAA